Hypoxylon fragiforme is the source of this 1497-nucleotide messenger RNA. RefSeq names its product amidase signature domain-containing protein. The transcript has 2 exons. Bases 147 to 1373 code for a protein of 408 amino acids. The record is from RefSeq and is a predicted model, not a curated record. NCBI's taxonomy places the organism in Eukaryota, Fungi, Ascomycota, Sordariomycetes, Xylariales, Hypoxylaceae.
UAUUGCAUUGGCUGGCAACCGUCCAACUGUCGACGCCCCUUCCGUUAAAGUAUUGAGAGAUGCAGGUGCUAUUAUCUUGGGCAAAACCAACUUGCAUGAAAGUAUGCACCAACAUUUUCCCUUAAUAUUCGAUAUCCCCUCUCGAAAUGAUAGUAACCAAGAUUGAAACAGUGGCGUUGGAGGGCCUCACUGUAUCAUCAUUAGGCGGGCAGACCAUUAAUCCAUACGAUGCCACGCGGACCCCUGGGGGCAGCAGUGGAGGAACGGGUGCGGCAAUAGCAUCAAGUCUGGCCAUAUUAGGCACAGGCACAGAUACUGUCAAUAGCCUCCGGAGCCCUGCAAGUGCAAACAACCUCGUUAGCGUCCGGCCGACUCGUGGACUUUUAUCGAGAUCAGGCAUCAUACCCAUCAGCUUUACACAAGACAACAUUGGUCCCAUCGCAAGAAACAUCCAAGAUCUAGCCAUUGCCCUGACCGUCAUGGCAAGUGUUGGUGCUGAUGAAGGUGACAACGCCACCUUUCACGUCCCACCAGAAGUUAGGGGCACGGAUUAUACAGAAGGUCUUAACGACGGUAACCUGUCUGUCUUUCGUAUAGGCCUGCUAGACGGAUUCUGGAAUCACACGCCGUCCGACGAGACAGCUCCGGUUAUCGAUGCCUUCUCAAGCGCCAUUGAUUUCCUCACAGCCCAGAGUGCGGAGAUCUUCAACGUAACAGACGGAAUAUACAAUGCAUCAGCCCUUGCCUUGUUCGAUGUGCAGAAAUUCGAAUUCAGGGAGGAAGUAAAUAAGUACCUUUCCCGUCCAACCCUGAACGGCGAUAGGCCGACUACCUGGGACGAAGUGUACGCGAGCGGAAAAUUCCUCGUCAUUCCGUCUCAAUACGAUUUUAUAAGUGAAUCAAAAGAGCUAUCGACUGACGAUGAUUUGUAUGUGGCGAACAAGCAGAGCAUCGAAAAUCUCAGGAGGGUAGUCAAUGAAACUUUCAAGAAGGGGAACUUUGAUGCUCUUAUCUAUCCGGAACAGAAGAACCUCGUAGUCAAACUCGGCUCGCCGUCGCAGGCGGGGCGGAACGGUAUCCUCGGGGCAUUGACAGGGUUUCCGGUUGUUACGGUGCCGGUAGGAUUCUCUAGGCCAACUGGAGAUGCACCACUUGGUGUCCCCAUUGGCAUGGAAAUACUGGGCCAGCCAUUCGAGGAGGGCAAGUUGCUAAACAUAGCCAACCACUUCACUCGUCUCUAUCCAUUCCGCAAAACACCGGUGUUUGCGAACCAGGAUGUUGAGAUGGGAUCCUAUCUUUCAAUGCCGAAUAUCCAACCAAAUAGGUCCAUUUCCCCGGCAUAUCCUCUUGGAGUCCUUCCACCCCCUAGUUAAACUAAAGGGGUCAAGGUAUUAUCCCCCUAGGCAACUAGUACAUAACACUACAUGUAUGUUAUAUUGUGUCGUGUAUUGUGUCGUGCGUGACAAAGCCGAUAAUGGGAUGAGAACUUACUGCAAG